AUGAAUGUGAGCUCCAGGUAUUACACAGCUAUCCGCGGCCGCUGCCCCCUCCCUUCGUCCCGCCUCAUUCUUCCAGCCGCCCCCGCUCGCCCCCCCCGCCCAUCACCACCGCCACCGCGGGAGCGCGGGACGCGGGUCUGCACUGUCCACGAGACUGGAGACGCGGUGCGGGCAGGCCCGCGUCUGGAAGAGAACCGAGCUCGGGGCGACAGCACGAGAGGGGGCGGGGCACAGAGCACGGCGGCAGGGGAGCGCGUCACUCCGCGCCGCGCCGUAGGAGGAGCGCAUGCGCCGCGGCGCCUCGCCGGUCGCGGGUGUCGACGCCCGGCCGGCCCGGCGGGGUGGGACUGGGGCGGGCGGGGGCAGGGGAGCUUGGCCCCCGGCCCGCCCCCGGCCCGCCUCCGGUCGCCUAGCAACCGCCGGCGGACCCGGUGCGGCCCGAGGCCCCGGCAGCUCGGCCCUCGGCUGUGGGUCCCCCCGGCGAGACGCAGUGCGGGAAGCGCCGAGGCCUGCGUUAACCGUUCCUGUGCCGGCAGCUCCGUCGCGGAAGCGGAGGGAAGUCUCACUGUGUUCAUCGCUUACUUUCCCUCGCGGCUUCCCUCGUCCAGCAGGACGUCUCCUUGGGUGAGGAAAGAGAAGGGACAGGGUAAGAGCGCUCCAGAACGAACGCCCCCCCCGCCUUCUGCGCUCGCUGCAGCCGCCGGGCUACGCGCUCCACGAGUGUCCGUGCGCGCGGCGCUGAUGCCUGGUCCGCAGCCCCGAGCAGCAGGCAGCCUGCCCGUAGGGGGCGGAGGGCGGUGCAGCGGCCCCAGCCCCCGGCCUGCAGCGCCGCCCGAGACCUGUCCGAAGAAACCUUCCCACUCCUGCGGCGGACUUGCAAGUCCCAAAAUGGCCCCGCCCCCCCUUUUUUCUAAAUAUUUUGGCCUGACUUGCUCUGGAGUGCAACUUGAAUCCAAGAGGAGCUACUGCUCGUUUUUGGAGUUCGGGUGUCCUCCCCUUGGUGACAUGCCCUAGACUCUUGCCAAGACUGUGAACGGACUGGCAGCCUCUGUUUUUACCUCCUUUCUGAAAACGGUAACCUAGGCUUCGGUCUUCUGGCCUACCUUACGAGAUGUUACGAUUUAUAAGAAGGAAUAUGUAUAUUUGGUCUUCAUUUCAUUCCUGGCGCAAAGUUCCUAAAACCCUCGGAAUUGCCUGAGUGAUAAGAGCACUGGGAGCAUCUUCUGUUCUAAUAUUUGGUCGUUGGCUGUGGUUGCAUUGGUUCCAAGCUCUUGUAUCCCUUCAUCUGGCUGUUCAUCUGUAUCCUUUAUUAAUAAUGUCCUUUAAUAAAUUGGUGACUGUAAGUAAGUGCUUUCCUGAGUUCUGUGAGCUGCUCUAGCAAAUAAUCAAAUCCAAGGGGAGGAGCCAAGUCAGACAGAAGUUGUGGGUAACUUGGGGACCCGCCACAUGUGAUUGGUAUCUGAAGCGUGGUCAGUCUCUUGGGACUGGGGGAUCUGAUGCUAGCUAUCUCCAGGUAGAUAGUGUCAGAAUUGAGUUAAAUUGUGAGACAACCAGCUGGUGUCAGAGAAAAUUGCUAGGUUGGGGGGGAAAAAACCCCACAUACUUGGUGUCAGAAGUUAUCAGAAGUGAAGAGUUCUAUAGAAUAGGAAAGAAGACAUGGAAGGAAAGCCUGGGUUUUUCCUACUACGUAUAUUGGUCUGACUUGCUCAACUCCAAGCUGAAUCCAAGAGGAGCUAUAACUGAUUUUUGGAGUUCACGUGUUCCAGAAUAUUGCCAGGACUGUGGACGGAUUUGCAGCCCUCGGUUUUUUCCCCGUUUUUGAAAACUGGAAUCUAGGCUCCAGUUUUCUGGCAUAUCUUCUGUUCCCAUGAUUUCUCCAGAUUACUAGCAGUGACUAACGCAUAUUUUCAGUACUGGGAACGUAAUAAUUGCUGAAUCAGGAGUCUUGAAAUGAUUUAUUUGGAAAGAUGUCAUCAUAAUAUUAGAAACAUUCUUAAAACAGAGUUUAUAUUGCUGUUACACUCAAACAUAACAGGUCCACAAAUAAGUUCUUUCCCCAGCUCAAACCUCCAUCCAGCUGUCUUUCUCAUCUGAGCUAAUGGCAACUCCACUUCCUUCACUCAGGCCUAAACCUUAAGAGCCAUCCUCAUACACUUCUCUCACAUCCUCUACCCAAUUGGGAAAUUUUGUUGACUCUGCAUUCAAACUAUAUCUAGUAUCCAACACCUCAGCAUCCCCACAGCACCCUGCAUCCCUCACCCAAACAACCAGGUCUCUGCAAUACUGCCCCUCCCCCAAAAGCCUAAUGUCCAUACAACAGCCAAAGGGAUCCCGGCAUUUCUCCACUUAAAACCACGCAGUGGUUGCCCAGUUUACUUGGAGUAAAAAGCCAAACUCCUUACAGAGCCCAACACCAACUAACUGCCCUGCUUACCUCUGACUCAGCCACACUGCCUUCGUUGGUUUUCCUUGAACCCAUUUCAGGGCCUUGACACUGGCUGUCCGCUCUGCUUAUAAAGCUCUUCUAGAUAUUUGCCUAAUUCACUCCCUCACCUCUUUCAAACCUUUUCUCAAAUGUCACCUCAGUCAGGCCUUCCCUGACCAACCCGUCGUGUAACUAACCCUCCUCCUCACUCACAGCAGUGCUAGUCUAUGUUAAUCAGCUCCAGUUUUUCCACAGCACUCACUUACCAACUAACAUAUUUACUGUGCUUGCUACUUACUGACUGUCUACUCCUGCUAGAAUAUAAAUUCCAUGAGGGGAGCCAUAUUUGGCUACUUGAUUCCUUGCUGUAUCCCAAGUGCCUGACCCUUAGUAGGUGCUCAACAAAUAUUUGUGGAAUAAAUGAGCUAAUAAAUGAACAACUAUUUUCAUGAUAGAGUAUUCCCAUCCAGGCCUUUCUCACAUGUAGAUACAUGAUCUAGUAUAUUUUGCAUUCUGAUUUUUUUUUCUCAACAUACCAUAGAUACUGUUCAUAUUUCUAAAUAUUCAUAAUAUGCUUUGUAAAGAUACUUAGAUUUUUGCAUGCUUGUUCUAAUAAGUCAAACAACACAGACUAGCGUCAAGAAAAACUUACCUUCCUUCCUCCUCUAAUCCCACCUGCUGAAGGGGACCGCUUUUAAAUUUAGUGGAUAUCCUUCCAAAUGUCUUCUAGGCCCCACAAAUAUAAACACAUAACAGGUACAGAUUUCACAGUUCAAAGACAGAUAAUGCCUGAAUUGUGACUUUUUUCUAUAACUCAAGUCACUUUUUAUUCUAGGCCUUAUUACUUCUGAUGGCAGAAAAACUAAAUCUAAUUAAUUCAAGCACUUGGGACAACCCAGACGGCCCUGGCAGAAAGGUCUGGAUAAGUAAGUGUUAACGAGGGGAGAGAAGGCCCCGGAAGAAACUGUGGCCUGGGCAACAAGUCUUGAUGGAUCUCGGCAAUCAGAAGGAGGAAGGUGUGUUUCCUGAAAAGGUCUUAGAAAGCAAAAGGAAGGGACGGCAAGGAUCAUGGCCCAUACUUUUCAACUGCCCCUCUCUGUCCACCUGCAGCAGACUCUCCUUCAUGUACUAAUUCCACAAAUGUGGAGCCCCUGUCCUUGUGCUGCUCACCGCCCACUGAAGAAACACAGUGACUACCUCACAACCCAACCCAAGCCACGGAGGGAGGCCCUGGAAGGCCCCCAAGCUCACUACUCAGACUCAAAGCCUUUACCGGGAGGUGAGAUUUAUUCUUGCCGUUGAUCAAACGUGAGGCACGGAGGCAGAGAAGAUCCCAGGACCUCCCUAAACCAUCCAUUUGUGAGCAAUUUCAGGCAAUGACCAGUUGUCUUGGGGUGGUGUGUGUGGGGGGGCAGUAGUGAGAAGAAACACCAAGUCCAAAGGUGCUAAUCCUGAGGGGAUGAAGAGGCUUUGAGGGAAAGGCAAGCAUGCAUCUUCGAGAUAUAUAGACUUGGAAGCACUCAGGAGGCGUGGAGUAGGACGCAAUUCUCUGUGCUCCCUGUAGGCUGUCCCUCACGGAGAGGAUCCCUUAUGGAGACUCCAGGAGCAGGGCUUGAGCAACCUUGCCUAUCCAAGGGUGACUGCUGGGCGGGAGAACCCUGAAGGGGGCUGUGGGGCACAUCGCCAGCAAUUAAAACUGAGGAGAGCAGAAGGAGGCUAAGCCAGAAUGUUCCCCCUCCCAAGAGCAAUGCCUGCAUCCUGUCCAGCCUAGAUCUAUCCUUAAGAUUUAAGAUGUUCCGGCGCCUGGGUGGCUCAGAUGGUUGGGCGUCUGCCUUCGGCUCAGGUCAUGAUUCCAGGGUCCUGGGAUCGAGUCCUGCAUCGGGCUCCCUGCUCCAUGGGAAGCCUGCUUCUCCCUCUGCCUCUCUCUCUCUCUCUCAUGAAUAAAUAAAUAAAAUCUUUAAAAAAAAAAGAUUUAAGAUGUUCAAAGGGAAACAGGGUGUGCAGCCACUCAGGUUGUCGGAUAUAAAACAAAACACCCAGUUAAAUGUGAACUUCAGAUAAACAAGGAAUUAUUGGUAUUGCAGAAGACAUACACUAAAGAAUUAUUGUUUAUCUGAAAUUCAAAUGUAACUGGGCGUCUUGGUUUUGUUUGCUUGCUUUGCUCUGCUAAAUCUGGCAAUCCUAGUGAUAUGUCAACAUGCUCAGUGAACCUGAACAUUUGUGAGGAUGGAAUUAAAGGAGUAGUGGCAGCUUCUAUAAAUAGCUCUGAGUCCUCCAGGCUCCAGGGUUUGGUUACUGAUUCUGGGGUGACAGUACCUUCUCCAAGCACUGAGCCUCUCCUCCUUCUGGGAGCUGUGGAGCAAAGAGAGAGAAUAGGUAAUUGACACAGGCUGGUUUGAUUGUCCAGCCAAAGCAGUAAGCAGUGACAGCUUAGGGACUUCACACCGCCGGUCUUACAGGGUAUGAGUGCAAGCAUGCCCGCAUUUGGGGGAAAGGAGGGGAUAGAGUAGGUUGAGGGGAGAGGGUCAGAGUGUUUUGCUUGUAUUACGUCUCAUGAAACUGCAUCUGUGAGUGGCUGUGUGAAUACAUGGCUAAUAGUAUUUCUUACCGUAGUUAGGGUCGAAGAUGCUUGGAAACCACUGACAAGAGGUUGAUGCUUGCAGGGCAUUAUCGUGAAAACUGAGAUGGAUCAACAGCCAGGAUGAGUUUGCUUCACACUCACAGGCAAGGGUGAGCUUUGCCUUGUUCUGGAACAGUCACCUUCCAGAACCACCUUACCUUUUCAUGGAAUCUGCAGUCCCUUGCGUAUAUGGAUGGCCAAUGCUUCAUUUGAAGUGGAGUUCCUGGUUUUGUGACUUUUGUUCAUUUUGCCGCAAUCACUUACUAAAAACAUACACUGGGAUCCAGCAUUGUUGCACCCAAUCUUAGGCAAUAAAUCUAAUAAUAGAUAGUAUACAAAUACAAUAAAUAAUGUGGGACUAAACACACUGUCCAAAAGACUCUAAAUUUUAUUUAUUUCCUCCUCUAAAAGAAAGAUUUUUCAACUUUGAAAUCUCUGGAGCUCACUUGGCUUAAUUCCUCAGAACUAUCCCAAAUGGUUUUGAAAGAGUCAUUAUUGGGCGCCUGGGUGGCUCAGUUGGUUAAGUGACUGCCUUCGGCUCAGGUCAUGAUCCUGGAGUCCCGGGAUCGAGUCCCACAUCAGGCUCCCUGCUCAGCGGGGAGUCUGCUUCUCCCUCUGACCCUCUUCCCUCUCGUGCUCUCUGUCUCUCAAAUAAAUAAUAAAAAUAAAAUCUUUAAAAAAAAAAGAGUCAUUAUUUCUCUCAUGCACUGAACACACAAUGCUCUUACUUAGGAAGAGGAAGAAAAAAGUGUUUACAGUCCCACUCUGUACAUUAAGAAAUGUGUAUAACAUUAGCUCUUGAUUCAGAAAUUAUAAAUAAAGCUGUUUUAUCAUCCAAUGUUACUGAAA
Mirounga angustirostris (Northern elephant seal) is the source of this 5894-nucleotide messenger RNA. Its product is annotated as WAS/WASL-interacting protein family member 3-like. The coding region runs from base 1 to 1014 and encodes 337 amino acids. NCBI's taxonomy places the organism in Eukaryota, Metazoa, Chordata, Mammalia, Carnivora, Phocidae. The record is from RefSeq and is a predicted model, not a curated record. The transcript is spliced from 3 exons.